AUGAUGCCGCUGCUUUACAACAACAACAAGGAUGAUUACGAUUCGACGCCACUCUUAGCGACGACGACGACGAGAAAGAGCGGUAACGAAGAAGCAGCAUCGAAGAAGAAAAGUUCCUUUCUCUUUCUCGCGUUACUGCUUCUAAUGCUGCUCGCGUGUUUUGGAAUCGCGUCUUCGUCGUCUCCAAUUUUUGCCGCCGGUGAUGAUGAUGGAAACGAUGAUUUUGGAGCGUCCUCCUCCUCGUUGGCGUCUUUGGGAGAAGAAAACAAAAGAAGCACGAAAGAGCGAGCGCUGUUACGGAACGAAUUUAAUAAUGGAGAAGAAACAGCGACAAAAGCAAAAACGACGCAACAACAACAACAACAAAAGCGACUCAAAUUCUCUUCAAACGUGUUCAACUUUUACCGAAAGAACGUGGCACCGAAACUGGGAGAUUUCGGGAGUUUCGCGAGAGAUAUGAUGCACGAAAAACCACCCGUGGUGACGAACGAGAACGAGGAGAGAGAGGUGGAUUACGACGACAUUCGCUCGAGCGGAGAUAACGUGAGAGGAAGCUGGUAG
Messenger RNA from Bathycoccus prasinos, 561 nucleotides. RefSeq lists its product with no specific name. The record is from RefSeq and is a predicted model, not a curated record. Bases 1 to 561 code for a protein of 186 amino acids. Lineage: Eukaryota; Viridiplantae; Chlorophyta; Mamiellophyceae; Mamiellales; Bathycoccaceae. The transcript has a single exon.